CGGAAGCUCCGUCAUAUCCGGCCGGGAAGAUGGCGGACGACAAGGACUCUCUGCCAAAGCUGAAGGAUCUCGCUUUUUUGAAGGAUCAGUUGGCGAAUUUGCAACGAAAAGUGGAAAAUGAGGUACAGGCUGGAGUAGGACAGGAAGGUUCCUUGCUAGCAUCUCCGUUUCUCAAAGGGUUCCUUGCUGGGUAUGUUGUAGCCAAACUGCGCUCUUCAGCAGUCCUGGGAUUUUUAGUGGGGACUUGUUCUGGAGUGUAUGCUGCUCAAAACUAUGCAAUCCCUAAUGUAGAGAAGACAAUCAAAGAGUUCUUCAGGUCAUUCAGGAAAGGGCCAGACUAG
Euleptes europaea (tarantolino) is the source of this 341-nucleotide messenger RNA. Its product is annotated as SLC35A4 upstream open reading frame protein-like. The record is from RefSeq and is a predicted model, not a curated record. NCBI's taxonomy places the organism in Eukaryota, Metazoa, Chordata, Lepidosauria, Squamata, Sphaerodactylidae. Bases 30 to 341 code for a protein of 103 amino acids. The transcript is spliced from 3 exons.